GCGUGCGUGUCUUGUGUGCGCGCUGACUGAGUGUGUGGUCUGAUCGGAGGCAUUGCUGUAUGUCAGCAGAGUACUACUGCGAUAAGUACUGCGGUGGAUACGGUGAGGUAGCGAACCCGUUGCAAUGGCCACAACUCAGGAAAAGGCGGCGCCUUGCUGCGUCGGGAGCGCCAAGCCGCCCCCGCCGGCCGCGGGGACCGUGCUCGGGAAGGACGGCGAGGAGGUGCUGGUCCGCGACUGGGCCGUGCACGCGGGCGAUCCGGCCGACGAUCUGACCGGCAAGAGAGCUGCCCCCGUCGGUGGUGCUGCCUUGGUCCGUCCCGUGGAGCCUCCGGCUAACAAAGGAAUCCCAGCCAUGGUGAAGCCUCAGACCAGUCACCCGUUGGAUCCUUUAUCCGCUGCCGAGAUCUCGGUGGCAGUGGCCACUGUCAGGGCUGCGGGCGCAACACCGGAGGUGCGAGACAGCAUGCGGUUUGUCGAGGUGGUUUUGCUGGAACCAGAUAAGCACGUUGUUGCCCUGGCAGAUGCAUACUUCUUCCCUCCUUUUCAGCCGUCAUUGCUUCCCAGAACAAAAGGUGGACCCGUGAUACCUAGCAAGCUUCCUCCAAGGCAAGCAAGACUCAUUGUGUACAACAAGAGGUCGAACGAGACGAGCAUUUGGAUUGUUGAAUUGUCUGAGGUUCAUGCGGUGACUCGAGGUGGGCAUCACAGGGGAAAAGUGAUUUCAUCCAAAGUUGUUCCAGAUGUUCAGCCUCCCAUGGAUGCUGAGGAAUAUGCUGAAUGUGAAGCUGUUGUGAAGGAAUUCCCUCUGUUCAGGGAGGCAAUGAAGAAGAGGGGUAUUGAGGAUAUGGAUCUUGUGAUGGUGGAUCCUUGGUGUGCUGGAUAUCACAGUGAAGCUGAUGCGCCGAACCGCAGACUUGCUAAACCACUAAUUUUCUGUAGAACUGAGAGUGACUGUCCUAUGGAAAAUGGUUAUGCACGUCCGGUGGAAGGAAUUCAUGUUCUUAUUGAUAUUCAAAAUAUGGUUGUUAUUGAGUUUGAAGACCGUAAACUCAUUCCCCUGCCACCAGCUGAUCCACUGAGAAAUUACACUCCUGGUGAAACAAGAGGUGGUGUUGAUCGUAGUGACGUGAAACCCUUACAAAUCAUUCAGCCUGAAGGCCCAAGCUUUCGUGUCGAUGGUCACUUCGUUCAAUGGCAAAAGUGGAACUUCAGAAUCGGAUUCACGCCAAGAGAGGGCUUGAUAAUAUAUUCUGUCGCAUAUGUUGAUGGUAACCGAGGUCGGAGACCUGUGGCCCACAGGUUAAGUUUUGUUGAGAUGGUAGUGCCUUAUGGAGAUCCUAAUGAUCCUCAUUACAGAAAGAAUGCAUUUGAUGCUGGAGAAGAUGGUCUUGGGAAAAAUGCACAUUCUCUUAAGAAGGGUUGUGACUGUUUGGGCUACAUAAAGUACUUUGACGCACAUUUUACGAAUUUUACUGGAGGUGUAGAAACAAUUGAAAACUGUGUUUGUUUGCAUGAAGAGGAUCAUGGGAUCCUGUGGAAGCAUCAAGACUGGAGAACAGGUUUAGCAGAAGUCCGGAGAUCCAGAAGGCUAACUGUGUCUUUCAUUUGUACUGUGGCCAACUACGAGUAUGGAUUUUUCUGGCACUUCUAUCAGGAUGGGAAAAUUGAAGCGGAGGUUAAACUUACUGGUAUUCUCAGUCUUGGGGCAUUGCAGCCUGGAGAAACUCGAAAAUAUGGCACCACCAUUGCACCUGGGCUGUAUGCCCCUGUUCAUCAGCAUUUCUUUGUGGCUCGGAUGGACAUGGCCGUUGAUUGUAAGCCUGGUGAAACCUUCAAUCAGGUUGUCGAAGUCAAUGUCAAAGUUGAGGAACCUGGAAAAGAGAAUGUUCACAAUAAUGCUUUCUAUGCUGAAGAGGAGCUGCUCAGGUCUGAAAUGCAAGCAAUGCGAGACUGUAAUCCUUUAUCUGCACGACACUGGAUUAUCAGAAAUACAAGAACAGUCAAUAGGACGGGGCAGCUUGCAGGAUUCAAGCUAUUACCUGGCUCAAAUUGCUUACCUUUGGCUGGUUCCGAGGCAAAAUUCUUGAGAAGAGCCGCAUUCUUGAAGCAUAACCUUUGGGUCACACCUUAUGCACGCGAUGAAAUGUAUCCUGGAGGGGAGUUUCCUAAUCAAAAUCCACGUGUUGGAGAGGGAUUGGCUACAUGGGUUAAGCAAAAUCGAUCACUGGAAGAAACGGACAUAGUUCUAUGGUAUGUGUUUGGCGUGACGCAUAUUCCUAGACUGGAAGACUGGCCUAUCAUGCCGGUGGACCGCAUUGGAUUUAUGCUCAUGCCACACGGUUUCUUCAAUUGCUCACCGGCGAUUGAUGUGCCCCCAAACCUAUGCGAUUCAGAGCUCAAGGACAAUGGGGUGGCUGCGAAAUCCAUCCAGAACGGACUACUCGCUAAGAUGUGAAACAAAUUCCUUUUUUUCUACUGAAGCCGCAUCAUGAUUUGUUAUGCAACCGGUCAUUUCAACUUCGUGUUUAAGAAUUGUGGCUUUUACUCUAUGCAAUCGCCAUUUGUGUUCAGCCUUGUGACACUUUUUAAAGUGUGAUUUAUCAAUAUGAUGACUUUGCCAAAAUAAAAACUAAAGGGAGUUAAUGC
Molecule: messenger RNA, 2649 nt
Organism: Syzygium oleosum
Lineage: Eukaryota; Viridiplantae; Streptophyta; Magnoliopsida; Myrtales; Myrtaceae
Product: amine oxidase [copper-containing] zeta, peroxisomal
Exons: 12
Coding region: 125-2458 (777 amino acids)
Biological process (GO): amine metabolic process
Molecular function (GO): primary methylamine oxidase activity; copper ion binding; quinone binding
Source: RefSeq, a predicted model, not a curated record